Molecule: messenger RNA, 1412 nt
Organism: Caenorhabditis sp. 36 PRJEB53466
Lineage: Eukaryota; Metazoa; Nematoda; Chromadorea; Rhabditida; Rhabditidae
Source: the annotation of a GenBank genome assembly
AUGUGGUGAGUAAUAGCACAUUCCAGUGCUGUUCGGUAAUUCUUGUACUUCAGGAAUCAUGCUGGCCGUUCUGGCAGUGUGCGAUUCUUUGUGUUUAUUGAACGAAUUUCAAUCAUUUAUCAGGUUGACUCUGAAAAUGGAGGGAACAACACUCAGGUUUCCCGGUUUAUUGCCAACCCGCCCGACUAAGCAAACGCGCUCCGUGCAACCAGCACUUUGCUUUUUUCAUAUUCGUAUAAAAUUUGGAAACUAAAAUGAGAAAAAGCAAAGUAAUGAGUGCAGCGGAGCGUGUAUGGUUAGCUAAGCUUAUUAUAGGGGCACCGGACAGAAAGGGCGCGCUGUUCGCAAUCUGGCCGAAUUUCUAGGCCGCAAAGUAAUUUUCCACUGAAAAUGUGGCCUAACUUUUCAAACUCGGCCCCGAGGUCGCUCAAUUUGCACUGCAAAAAGAGUUUCUCAACAGAGCGCCAUUUCUGUGCAUUGCCCCUAUAAUGGCUAUGUAAGAUUACUUCAUUUGUUUGUUUUUCCAGAAGAUGCUUUUGGGCCAACUCUUCAUACGUUUUUAUCGAGCCUUUUGAGGUUUACAUGAUUUUCGCAUUGGCUGUCGAUAGGCUUAUUGCAUUGAACUUUGUCGUUUUGUAUCGGACAAUUAACAAACGAAAAUAUAUUUUUUCACUGAUUUCACCUGGAGUUAUAAUUGGGUUCAUUUUUCUGGUAAGGGCAUGAAUUUUAAAAUCUUGUUUUAGUACACAUAUUCCUUCCAGAUUGCAAGUUUUUUAAAGAUUGAUGAUUCGGAAGUGGAACCUUGUAUUUUGCCGAAUGCCAUGCCAGAAUCUGUCAGAAAUUCAGUAACAUAGCCGAGAUAUGAACAAUUUUUAGAUAUCUUAUGCUUGGAACCAAUACAAUCUUUGGGGAGCCAUUUUCACAUUGCUCGUGUACCUUUACACUUAUAUGGUUGUAUAUUGUUGCAGUGAGUUGUUCUUUCGCUAACUUAAUUACAGAUUUUCGCUAUUUCAGCUUUCAAAAACAAAAACGAAAAAAACAUGUUAAUUCAAAAAAAAAUACUGAAUACGGUAAUUGUUGGGGCGGCAGUCUUUUCGGUAUCUUCUGUUCUUUCGGCCGCCCUUAUUGCAAUAACGAGUAACAUGACUGACCCGUUUUUGAACCCGGACACUGUCUCAACCUAUGCAGUCAUUCCAGGUUAAGUACAAAACAUAACCACUUCUCUAAUAAUAAAUUUUCCAGGACUGAUAUCAUAUUCGUGUAACUUUUACAUAUAUUAUUGGCGCAGUGGCGACUACCGGAACGCUUUUAUCAAGCAGCUGUGCUGCGGAAAAUUGUUAAUCACCCAAGAGAACGCUGGAUUGUCUAAGAUGUCGGUUUCGAACGUUUCCAGGCGAACAGUUCUGAUGUAA